AUGAUCCAUAUCUUGAUCUAUUCCUAUUUGCUGAUAGAUGUUCACAGGCAUUAGUCCUUGUUCUACCUUUUUAGCAUGUGGAUUGCAAUGUUCUGGGACUUUCUACUUCUAGGCUCUGAAUCAGGCACCGCGGCCCACGUAAAGAAAAUGUAUGAUGCAGGAGAAGAAGCUUUUUGCGGCGAGGAGAUCAAAAAUCGAGGGGCGGAGAGUUCAGAUCUGGUCGAAACGACAGGAUUAAAAAAGCGACCGUGGGGCGGACCUUUCCUUGUCGUUGACGGCGGCGGCAGAUCCUUCGCGACUCAGUUGGAGAGUCCAGGCCAAAAGAAGAAGGAUGGGAUCAUGGCGGAUGCAGGUACCAGGCGAUGCUUACCCAGAAUCCGAUUCGACAGGUCUGGGGAAACAUGUUCUGUUUUUUCGGCUGCGUUUCAAGGACUCUGCGAGGUGAUGAGAUGAGAGAAAGAAAAACCUGGGAGGGUGGAACAAGAGCGAGGUCCGGACCAGGGCAUCGCCGCUGUGGCCGACUCUCGUGUUCCUGCUCUGAAAUCUGAAGUCGUAAGGUUAAAAUGAUUCGUGAUAGGGUUCAAUCCUUCGCAUCCUUCUAAUUAUAUGUUCGUCAGUCGCAAAUUUGCCUUCACGGAAGAAAAUGACAGAAAAGCAAUCCUCAUGUUGACUUUCUCAGGC
Messenger RNA from Mollisia scopiformis, 681 nucleotides. RefSeq lists its product as uncharacterized. Lineage: Eukaryota; Fungi; Ascomycota; Leotiomycetes; Helotiales; Mollisiaceae. The transcript has a single exon. The record is from RefSeq and is a predicted model, not a curated record. The coding region runs from base 76 to 453 and encodes 125 amino acids.